UCUUUAUUUAUUUAUUUAUUUUGUUUUUUUUCAUUUCCAUCCAUUCCUCUUCAUUUCGCGUCGCUUUUUGGCGGUUUUGAGCUUUUCAGUUUCGAACAUUCGCUCGAAUUUCUCUCUCUUUCUCACAUGCACGCACACUCUCUCCCUCUGUCUGAGUAGGUAAUGAUGCAUGCAGUGUUGCUUAUUUGGAAAUGGAUCCAGAAGCAAAUUUGAAUAAGAAGUUUGCCAAUAUGAAAUGUCAAACGGUAAAAGCAGGUGAAUCUUGUGUUCCUUCGUUGGAAGAUGAAACCGUAGAAGUGCAGCAUUUACUUACAGAAGCUAAACCUGAUAAUGCCCCUGGAGAUGGUGCAUUAUGUUUUGGUAAGGAGAAUGCAUGGAAGCACUUGGAGAUUGAAGAUUUCUCUUAUGGAUUUGAGUAUGGCCUAAGAAGAAAUUGUGGUGGGCUAGAUUGUAAUAAUGCUCAAGGACAAGAUGAUUUAGAGCUUGGAGUCCUUGAUGGGCUGCUGGAUGAAGUUGAUGAAGUAGAUGAUAUUCAUGCGGCAAAUGACAUAUCUGGGGCGUGUGAAGAUUUUCUUUUGGAUGUUGAAUUGGCCGGGAAGAUUUCUGACCUGGAUUUUGCUCACCGUGGAGGAUUGCAUUUGGGAAACUCAAGUUCAGAAAGUCAAUCUCCAGGAUUUAGUGGAAGUAGCAAUGGUGCUCAUGGGUUAUCAGAAUCAUCAACAGCUACAAUUCCAGAUUCUGAAUGCAAGAAUGGUUCAGUUGAGAACAAAACAGUCAAAUGUGAGUUAAAUGACUCAUCUGGUGACAAUGUGUUUACUACUUCACAUGAUUUAGAAAAUAGUGAUGAGCUGGAUGAUGCAAAGCGUUUAGAAAGUGGAAUAUCGUCUGAUGAUAAUGAAAAGAAACCUAUCCAAGCAAGCAAAAUGAGCACUCUUCUCAGACAGAAGAGAUCGCGCAAGCCUACCAAGAGAUAUAUUGAAGAAUUUUCAGUUCCUAAGUCCAAACAUGCACUAGAAAGGCAAAAAAUUUUGGCUUCUGAGACAAAGUAUAAAUGCCUGACUAUUGGAUCCCAUAAUGAACUUCCUCAUGGGAGGGGACAGACAUUGAUCAAAGUAGAGUCUUUAAGUGAGACUAUUACACAAGAAACACUUGAAGAUGAUGAAAAACUUUCAGAUCUGAAGUCAAAGUGUAUGACUAGAAGGCUAAAAAUUUCUUCUGCUUCAAAUGGUAAACAUUCAAAGACUGGAUCUCGGAAUGAGCUUUGUCAUGUGAGAGGGCUCAAAUCUGCUCCCAGGGAUUCUUUGGCAGGAACUAGUACUCAAGCAUCAUUUGAUUCUCGACCACGAAGGGGACGUCCCAAGAAACGCCCAUAUGUUUCAGUAGGAAAAAUGACCCUUGAACGUGAUGAUGAACAUGCUGCAUCUGAGUCUGAAGAUGACCAUACAAAGAGAAGAAAAUCAAAGAAGAGUGCUGAUCGAAGGAAGCAUCAAAGAAUGUGGACUCUUUCUGAGGUGAUGAAGUUGAUUGAUGGUAUUGCUCAAUAUGGAACUGGGAGAUGGACUGAUAUAAAGAAGCUUUUGUUUUCAUCCUCUGCAUAUCGCACACCUGUGGAUUUGAGGGAUAAAUGGAGAAAUCUUCUAAGAGCUAGCACUGUGCAGAAGCAGAAAAUGAAACAGAACAAGAAAGAGGUAGAACAAAAGUUGAAGCAUGCGAUGCGUCCUUUGCCAAAGUUGGUGAUACACCGAAUUCUUGAACUAGCAACUGUUCAUCCAUAUCCUAGGUUUACUCCUGGUGGAAGAUACAUACGUAGGAAGAAGAAUUGACAUGAAGAUCCAUUAAUGAGUCAGCACUAAAAUCAUAGAGGCAAAUUUAGUUGUAAAAAAAGAAGCUAUGGUUUAUUCAACUUUUUCUUUUUUGCCAUGCAUAUACGCAUUUAUGUUCUCAAAUCUUCAAAGAUAAUUGUUACAGAAUGUGGUGAAUGUUGCACAGGUCAGGUAGUGGCCCCAAAUAUCCAAUUGUAAUACCCGGGGUUAUGACUAACUGAUGCUCUUAAACAAGUGUAGCUUUUCUUUUUCAAACCUGAGUUGUUUUAUAUUAUUGUUUCUUCCUUUUUCUUU
This is a messenger RNA of Manihot esculenta (cassava), 2117 nucleotides long. RefSeq lists its product as uncharacterized. The record is from RefSeq and is a predicted model, not a curated record. The transcript has 9 exons. NCBI's taxonomy places the organism in Eukaryota, Viridiplantae, Streptophyta, Magnoliopsida, Malpighiales, Euphorbiaceae. Bases 192 to 1823 code for a protein of 543 amino acids.